UUCCAGGACGGCUCGUAACAUUGUUAAAAUUUAGCUAAGUUCACCUCUGACUUUUUUUUUUUUUAAUUUGUGCGUUUAGCUGACGAAAAUUGUCGCUGACUUCUUCAAUAUUCCUCCUCGUUGGUCACUAGCAUGGAGGUUAGAGAUAAGAUGAAAGAUUUAAACAUGACAGCGGAUGAAAUCGACAGACUGAAAAAAGCUUUUAAAGACGAGAAAUUCAGGGAAAUGCUGCGCGAUUACGCGCAGGAGCUAUCAGACCCCGAGAACAAGAAAAGAUAUGAAGAGGAGAUCAAACUUUUGGAGCAGGAGAGAGGACACACUGUUGAAUUUAUCCACCCAGAACCGUUCAAGGCUCUCAGGACGAGUGUGAACGGAAAGCAGAAGUGUUUUAUCAACAUCUGCGCCAAUGAAAAAGUUGGAAAGCCUGAAUGUAAAUGGGGGGAGUCGGAGGAUGGCCGCAGAGGACAGUGUUGGUCCCUGCCUCACAGUCUGCACCCAGGGAGACAAGACACAGACCCCAAGGGGAACAAGAUCAUCAUCUAUGAUGUUAUUUUCCACCCUGACACCCUCCACAUUGCAAGCAAAAACAAAGGAUUUAUGGAUAUGGUGGAAGGCACAGCCAUCCAGGGCAUCCAGGAUGGUUUCAAAGUGACUCUGGAUAAAAACAACGUGAGGCAGAUGAGUACAAAAUACAAAGGCACCCCACAGCCUUGUGUCAUCCGCAAGCCAAUACCUGGAUAUAAAGCCAAGGAGCACUCAGAUGACCCUCUUGCGUUCCCAUAUCCAGAUGAAAAAAGACCCACAUCGCUGCAAACUCAGCCCACAGAAUCAACAAAAAACAGCAGUAUUGCUAAAUCUCAAAGCUUCAGCAUGAAGCCCCAGAAAGAGCCUACCAAGCCAAACUACACAGUAAAAUAUCGCUCUUUUGUGGAUCUACAGGACUUUAGGUACUCCAGAGACUCGGCCCAAAGCCCCAGACCCAAAGAGAUAGUUGUUACCAUCGACAUGCCACUUCUGAAGGCGGCCGCAGACGCCAGCCUGGAGGUAAAGGAGAGACGGCUGCUGCUGGAGUCCAAGAAACCAGCCUACAAACUGGAGCUGCCCUUAGCCUACCCAGUAGAUGAAGAUAAAGGGGAGGCCAAGUUCAACAAACAGAGAGGACAGCUCACAGUCACACUGCCCGUUCUUCCUUCUAAUGAAGCUUUUGAUUUUUCCUUAAGGCCUGCUGAGACUAGUGUAGGUGAUGAUGACGAACAGCAGGGGAAAAGAGAUGUUGAAGGGGAUUUGAGGCAGCAGACAGAGGUAGAGAAAGGUGGAGAAGAGGUAGAAAGAGGUCCAGAGAAAGGAGAGGAGCAAGUGAGGGAAAGCCAAGAAGGGUCAGUGGGUGAGACAGAAACAUGGAGAAAGCAGAAGGAGGAGGGAGAAAACAAAGAGGAAGAUGAAAUUGGUGUGGAGGAGGAGAACUUAAAAGAGCAGAAAAAUGAAAAAGAAGUUGAUAACCCGCAGAAUAGGCAGCAACAUGAAGAUAAAAAUGAUUCUGGUGUAACAAGUUUACAGUGUGACACCGCUGAUGUUUCUGUCAAAGAAGAAAGCUCACUGCCUGUUAAUAACAGGCUUGUGGAUUCACCUGAAACAGAGAGCCGCCCUGUUUUAAUCAUUGCUGAUCAACCAACCUGCGAAGGAAAAGAAGACCACUCUUGUUUGGAGUCAACACCCGAAAUUUCAGACUUCAAAGAUGAGACUGAACAGACAAGAGAGAGUGCACAUGGAAAGGAGAAGGUAACUGGAACAGAUGCUCUGCAUCAACGAUCCCGUGACGAAUCCCAAACUUGCAUCUCAGCUAGCAGCCAGAACACAAAGGACUGCAAUAUUCAGGAGUCCAGCGAGAUGCCUGCAACAGAUGAAGCAAACAAGUCAAGCAGAGGAGGUUUAAGCAACAGGGUCGCCCUCUGCUCUGAGGAGCGCCGUGGGGGCUCAGUGAAGCAGGAGGACGUAGAUGAAGAUGACCUGCUGAUACAGCAAAUCUUCCACAACACGGGGCACAACAACAAACCGCCACCUGUGUUAUUGAGGGAAAUUGAUAAAGAUGGAAAUGAAACGGUCAUCAGUAAUCAUUUCACCUCCGCCGCGUUCAUCUUGCAAAACUCUCUGAUGUACGAGCUGGACUGA
Molecule: messenger RNA, 2169 nt
Organism: Plectropomus leopardus (leopard coralgrouper)
Lineage: Eukaryota; Metazoa; Chordata; Actinopteri; Perciformes; Serranidae
Source: RefSeq, a predicted model, not a curated record